AUGCCGAGCCGUGAGAGAGACAGGAGCUGUGAGAGAGACAGGAGCCGUGAGAGAGACAGGAGGCGUGAGAGAGACAGGAGCCGUGAGAGAGACAGGAGCCGUGAGAGAGACAGGAGCCGUGAGAGAGACAGGAGCCACAGGAGCCGUGAGAGAGACAGGAGGCGUGAGAGAGACAGGAGCCGUGAGAGAGACAGGAGGCGUGAGAGAGACAGGAGCCGUGAGAGAGACAUGAGGCGUGAGAGAGACAGGAGCCGUGAGAGAGAAAGAAGGCGUGAGAGAGACAGGAGCUGUGAGAGAGACAGGAGGCGUGAGAGAGCCAGGAGCAGUGAGAGAGACAGGAGCCGUGAGAGGGACAGGAGCAGUGAGAGAGACAGGAGCAGUGAGAGAGAAAGAAGGCGUGAGAGAGACAGGAGCUGUGAGAGAGACAGGAGGCGUGAGAGAGCCAGGAGCAGUGAGAGAGACAGGAGCCGUGAGAGGGACAGGAGCAGUGAGAGAGACAGGAGCAGUGAGAGACGCAGGAGCAGUGAGAGAUGA
Messenger RNA from Coregonus clupeaformis (lake whitefish), 534 nucleotides. RefSeq names its product serine/threonine-protein kinase fray2-like. Lineage: Eukaryota; Metazoa; Chordata; Actinopteri; Salmoniformes; Salmonidae. The record is from RefSeq and is a predicted model, not a curated record. Bases 1 to 534 code for a protein of 177 amino acids. The transcript has 3 exons.